Molecule: messenger RNA, 543 nt
Organism: Aspergillus heteromorphus CBS 117.55
Lineage: Eukaryota; Fungi; Ascomycota; Eurotiomycetes; Eurotiales; Aspergillaceae
Exons: 2
Coding region: 1-543 (180 amino acids)
Source: RefSeq, a predicted model, not a curated record
AUGUCAGCUAUCUCGCAUCCCCUCAUCUGGUUCCCCUGGAUGGGAACUGUUAUCGCGCAUGCCGAUCCCCCGAGCGCCACUGCUCGACCCACGGUUUGGGAUCCCCCCCCUCUUCAGCCCCCGACUCCCGAGGUCCUCUGGCGAGAAUUCGAGGCUGCCUCGUCACCAAGGUUUAUCCAGGGAUGGGACGUGACGGUGUCACUGCUGAGUCCGGACCACAGCCUCAGGCACGUUGAUCGAUCUGGGACGUCACUUGUCAAGGAUGGGCAGGGUCGAGGGGUUGGAGGAGCGCCAAUCGAGGCCUCUCGUGUUCCCCGUGACGCCUAUCGGCGGCUGUCCGUUCUCGCAUCGCAACUCACCGGACCGCCGGCCCCCGGUUAUGGCGAUGGCGUUGGCGAUAGCGAUGGCAACUGGUGUCCCCCGGGUGUCUCGAUUUCGAUGCAGCCCAGAUUUCGGAUUUCCGGUUCAGGUCCAAUUAUUGAUCACCGCAUCUUGAUGGGUUCCAACUCCUGGCUCUAUGCGGAUGCGCAUUCUUAUUUUUAG